AUGCUAGAAGGCAAGGCAGUGAUUGGUGAGACUGACAUGCUCCAAACCAUGCAGCAGGAUGCCAUGGAUUUAGCAUCAAAAGCACUGGAUUUCUUUGAUGUCACAGAGGCAGUUGAGAUAGCCGGAUUUAUCAAGAAGGAAUUUGAUAGGACACAUGGACCCGGUUGGCAAUGCAUUGUAGGCACUGAUUUUGGUUCAUUUGUGACUCACAGUUGUGGCUGCUUUAUCUAUUUCUGCAUAGGCAGCUUGGCCAUUUUGCUCUUCAGGGGCUCCAAUGCUCCAGAGCAACAGGAAAAUCAGUUCUCAGCCAUAGAGGCAGCUAAAGCAUAA
Gastrolobium bilobum is the source of this 330-nucleotide messenger RNA. RefSeq lists its product as uncharacterized. Lineage: Eukaryota; Viridiplantae; Streptophyta; Magnoliopsida; Fabales; Fabaceae. The record is from RefSeq and is a predicted model, not a curated record. Gene Ontology annotation, cellular component: dynein complex. The transcript is spliced from 2 exons. Gene Ontology annotation, molecular function: dynein intermediate chain binding; dynein light intermediate chain binding. Gene Ontology annotation, biological process: microtubule-based process. Bases 1 to 330 code for a protein of 109 amino acids.